AUGGACUUCUUUGAAGUGGACUGCUCCUUCUUCGUUCGCUUCUUCGCUUUGGAUGGAGUUGACCCGGACGCGACUGGCUGUUCGCGAGAUGGCUCAUCGGACAACUCAGGAUCAGACUCGAAGGCGGCAUCGUCAGAGCGGGCAUUCGUCGAGCUUAUUAGCUUCCGAGAGCUCGGCGUGCAGGCCAGCAGGCACCCUCUGCCGUUUAUUCGAGCUCAUGACGCAGUUUCGGAGAGAAGCGAGAAGGGCGGAGCCGGCAAGCCGGCGCAGGCGCGCGAGCGCACGUCGGAACUGUUAACCCUAGGUCACGCGCCGUUAGGGUUGGCUCGCGCAUAUCGCGAGCGUCGAAGUCGUCUUCGUGCCUCAAUUCGCUCUCUCACCACCAGAGUUAACCAUGAGAGAGAAGUGGAAGAAGAAGCGCUCCCGCCGUCUCCGUCGCAAGCGCCGAAAAAUGCGGGCUCGCUCCAAGUAAGCGAGUCUCAAGACCGCUGA
Molecule: messenger RNA, 492 nt
Organism: Peniophora sp. CBMAI 1063
Lineage: Eukaryota; Fungi; Basidiomycota; Agaricomycetes; Russulales; Peniophoraceae
Source: the annotation of a GenBank genome assembly